AUGGAUUCACUGGUCUCACUGUUUUCUUACAUCUCCAGCUACGCUAUCAUUAAGGAUGUCUACCAGUGCCAAAAUGAGCACCGAUUCUGCUACGGUUGUAUUUAUACGUGGGCUUCGGGUCGUACUGCCGGGCAUGACUGCUGUCCGAUCAACGAGCGUAUUAAGAGUAAGCGAGUAAAAUGCCGCCACGACAGUUGCAACUGGCUCGGUUUUCUGCGUGAGUACGCCACCCAUACGCAUCGUUACUACGAACCCAAGGAACUCAAGCUCUUCUCAAACAGCCUGAUGGAGCGGCUACAGAGUAAAUCACCCUCACCGACGCCUACAGGUCUGAUUAAGGCAACGCCGCUCAGUGUUAGUCCGGAGGCCUUUGACCAGCUUCCCUCGUCCUCACGCCUACCCAUCCCUCUUGCGCUUUCCUUGGUGCAGGCCAGUGCGUCUGAGGUCAACCAGCGAGUACAUAAUCGCGCUCGGGUCACGCGUAAUCCGCCGCCGGCUCCU
This is a messenger RNA of Dibothriocephalus latus, 501 nucleotides long. NCBI's taxonomy places the organism in Eukaryota, Metazoa, Platyhelminthes, Cestoda, Diphyllobothriidea, Diphyllobothriidae. The record is from the annotation of a GenBank genome assembly.